UUCCACAAAUUUUAUUAAUUGUGACUAUUUCCCUCAGACUUUGCUAGGGUUUAUCGUAUGUUCUGUCUUUCGAAGGAGAAGCCAUAAGGAACAUGGUGUUGUCUAAUAAGAAACUUAAGCAGAAGCUGAGGGCUGCAAUAGCAGAAAAUCUAACAUCGUCACCCACAAUACCCAGUUCCAAUGGGGGCAACAUUGAAUCUUCGGGACCCGACACGGACCCGAGUUCAAAGCCGCAGUCACUGAAACAGCUUUUGGACUCGGUUUCCGUGAAACCCAGAUUGUCAAAAAGAGAGAAGAAACGCAGAAGAACCCUCGAUUCUUUUCCCAGUUCAGAGAGUGUCAAUGACGAAAAUGACAAGAGAGCUGAUGAAGAGAGAAAUAGAGUUGAAGAAGAGAACAAGGAAGAUAGUGUUGAUAGAAAGAAGAAAAAGAAGAGGAAGAGGAAUGAUGAAGAAAGGAAGAAACUAGAUGAUGGUGAAGAAGAGAGUGGUCUUGUGAAGGAAACUAAGAAGUUUAAGAAGAACAAGAAGAAGAAAAAGCAGAAGAAGAUGAAAGCAAAGGCGAAGAAUGAGGAAGAGAACAAAGGUUGUGAUGGACUUGUGGGAAAUGAAGAGCCAAAUAAGGAAAACGAUGGUCAAGUGAACAGUAAUGUUGCCACAAAAGUUUAUGUCGGAGGUAUUCCCUAUAAUGCAAGUGAGCAUGAUAUUAGAACAUACUUUGAAGGUUGUGGCUCAAUAACAGAAAUUGAUUACAUGACGUUUCCUGAUACCGGGAAGUUUAGAGGAAUUGCCAUUAUUAGUUUCAGGACUGAAGGUGCUGCAAAACGAGCCUUGGCUCUUGAUGGAUCUGAGAUGGAUGGGCUCUUUCUGAAAAUCCAGCCCUACAAGAUGACAAGAGUCACUAUAGCCAAUAAAGCACUUGAUUUUGUCCCAAAAAUUGUGGAAGGCUAUAAUAGGAUUUAUGUUGGGAAUUUAUCAUGGGAUAUUACCGAGGAUGAUCUGAGAAAAUUUCUCUCUGAUUGCAAAAUAUCAUCCAUACGUUUUGGGAUGGACAAAGAAACAGGGGAAUUCCGAGGCUACGCCCAUGUAGAUUUUGCUGAUAGUAUGUCUUUGUCAAUGGCACUAAAGUUGGAUCAGCAGAUUGUCUGUGGAAGGCCUGCCAAGAUAAGUUAUGCAGUUCCGCCAAAGAAAGGUGUAAACACCCAAUCCAGGACUGCCCCAGCAAGUAAUGUGGCAACUACUAAUAUUACUGAUAACACUGCAAGUAAUGUGGUGACUAGUAAUAUUACUGAUAACAAUACUGCCAGUAAUGUGGCAACUAGCAAUGGUACUGAUAAUUCUGGAGUGGUUACAGUUAGUGGUAAGAUCAGGAGACGAACAUGCUAUGAGUGUGGAGAAAAAGGUCAUCUUUCUUCAGCCUGCCCCAAGAAAACUGCUGAUACUACAAACUCCAGUACAAGUUGAACGUUUUCUAGAUAUCACAAAUGUCAUUCUUUCAAAUUUAGACAGACAGAAGUGUUGUAUCUUUCAUGGUUAUUAUAUGAACUUCAGUUUUAUAGUUUGAAAGCAAGCUCCUUUAUCCUGUUUUGUUGAA
Molecule: messenger RNA, 1593 nt
Organism: Mangifera indica (mango)
Lineage: Eukaryota; Viridiplantae; Streptophyta; Magnoliopsida; Sapindales; Anacardiaceae
Product: phragmoplastin interacting protein 1
Exons: 4
Coding region: 93-1463 (456 amino acids)
Molecular function (GO): zinc ion binding; RNA binding
Source: RefSeq, a predicted model, not a curated record